Protopolystoma xenopodis is the source of this 270-nucleotide messenger RNA. NCBI's taxonomy places the organism in Eukaryota, Metazoa, Platyhelminthes, Monogenea, Polystomatidea, Polystomatidae. The record is from the annotation of a GenBank genome assembly.
AUGUUGUUGCCUCCCUUCUCUCCCUCCUCUACAUUUACGGUGAAUACCCGUCAUCGGCUCCUACCCUCAGGUAAAUACUUCAGCCUCUCCUCAUCAUUCGGAGGCGAAGGAUCCCUACUUCGUGGAAUCAGUUCAUCGCAUCAGACCAACUUCAAUCGAGGAGUGCAACCAGAAAACACUGGAGCACAGUCGGUCUCACUGAAUCGCUGGAGCAUAACAGCAGGAUUCGUCGUAGCAACGAGACUCUCUUCUGCUAUUCACAUGUUCUGA